Messenger RNA from Durusdinium trenchii, 1470 nucleotides. The record is from the annotation of a GenBank genome assembly. NCBI's taxonomy places the organism in Eukaryota, Dinophyceae, Suessiales, Symbiodiniaceae.
AUGCUUGUGAUCUUGUGCACACCGUUGCUGGUGGCCCCGUGGUUUUAUAGCCAUUCUGUCUUGACAGUCACUGCAGUGGGCCGUGGCUUACCUUUAGAUUUAGACAUCUCGCUCACGGGAUGUGACUUGCUCGCCCUUCCAGAGGGCAGUCAACAAGCAAGGCUCAGCUAUUGGCGAUGGCUGGGCUCAGGCACUUUGGAGGUCGUGAAUAACACCCUCCGGGUGCGAGCGGUGAACCGCCGUAAAAUCUUGAUGAUGCGAUGCACGCUUGCACUCUAUCUUCCUGACGUAGGAUCUUCCCUUUAUCAUUACAAUUCUGCUAAGAUUGCUAUUCAGCCAGACCAUUCUGGAACCCAGCAGGAGGCUGGCUGCUCGAACACCGUGCAGAUGUCCAGCAUUUUUAUAUCUUCCCUUCGUCUACGAGGGAGCCUGGAGUUGAAUAUCUCAACUGUCGCCCGGUCUCAGCUCAUGAACUUAGCUGCGCCAUCAUUAGAGGCGAAGUUGAAUGGUGGCUCGUUUCAUUUGCAAGGUGGAGCUAUUGACAAGGUGCAGAUUAUCGCCAAGGACGCCUUGGCACAGGUGACCACUGACAGACCGGUGGACGUGCGUGUGGAAGACGAGAAAACUCUUUCACAAGUGUCUCUAGCCGCCCCCAUGCUGCAGGUGGCCAAUUCCUCGCGCAAACACUAUAACUUGUCCCUGUCUCAACGCGAACACCAGACCCGGGCAAUGCAGCUGGGUCUCCAUGGCACAGGCAGCAGGAUCUAUGUCCAGGCUUCGAGGCCACUCCCCCGGCUUUCGACAGAAAUCUCUCUGGUGGAGACAGAACGGUCGAACUGCCAGCCUUUGCAGGUGAUGAGGGGAGACGGCGGUGGAGCAGAGGUGGUUUUGCUUCCUCAGGCCCAGAAGCUUCUCAGUCGCUUGCGGCAAUGGCUGUUAGAUGCCAAAAUGCAUGAGAAGCACCGCUGGAUCAUUUAUAUCCACUUGCUGGCCCCUGAUGCCCCACUGGGUAUGCUGGAGCUUUUGUCGUCGCCGAUUUACCAAGCGAUUUCACUUUCGAGUGCAUCACUGAUCUCCGGGGGCAUGCUGCAGCCGCACAUUGAGCGCAUCGUCGCUCCAAUCGGAGGUGUUGAUUGGCUUUUCCCCAAGGAUCCUUGCCGUGAGGAGUCUGCGCAGAGCCGGCAGGAACGAUCGGUCCGCUUCGCACAGAGUCUUCUGGCCGCCGUGUCUUCAGAGGUGGACAUUCUGAAGAUGAACUUGACCUCAGCGAGGUGGCUGUGGAAUGCCAAAGGAGACUCAGCCUACACCUUCCAGCACGUGGAGGCUCAUGGCGAGUCAUUUUGGAGGCGGCGGGGCUUCUUCCGCGCCAUGCUCUGCGGCCGGGAGUAUUCAAUGGUCGAGACCGCAGGGAAAGGGCAAUGCACAUUUUCAAGAUGCAUGAAACCCCUAGUCGCGUCCUUGUUCCUAUAG